Messenger RNA from Rhineura floridana, 3453 nucleotides. It is a transcript of the gene ADGRD2, whose product is annotated as adhesion G protein-coupled receptor D2. The transcript is spliced from 26 exons. The record is from RefSeq and is a predicted model, not a curated record. NCBI's taxonomy places the organism in Eukaryota, Metazoa, Chordata, Lepidosauria, Squamata, Rhineuridae. Bases 1 to 3414 code for a protein of 1137 amino acids. Gene Ontology annotation, molecular function: G protein-coupled receptor activity. Gene Ontology annotation, cellular component: membrane. Gene Ontology annotation, biological process: adenylate cyclase-activating G protein-coupled receptor signaling pathway; cell surface receptor signaling pathway.
AUGUUGGCAUUGUUGCCCGUCAUAUUGUAUGAGAUGCAGUCGGUGUAUGUCAAGACUGCAGCUGACAAUGUCCUGGAAGUGGCUGACCCGCGGAGUCCGCCGUUGCGCGACGAGGCGGGGCGGUCAGCGUCCAGCGAGAGCCUCUGCGCGUUCCGGAGAGCCGAGAUCGCAGGGGAGAAGCCCUCUUUCGCGCCCCUUCCGACGGCCCUCGGGCUUUUGGAGGUUUGCGUAGCGCCUGGCGCCCAGGCCUCGAAGCAGUUGUCCAGGUGGAGGAACGGAAGUUGGCAAGCUGGUGACCGGCAUGGCCUGCGGACUCUGGGCGCGUGGCUGCUGGCUGUUCCUCGGACUGCUGGUUCUGGCACCGUCCCUCUGAUCAUUGAGAUGCCUGGAGAUGUGUACGAAUAUGUGCCCACCCCUCUGGACUGGUGGCACGCAGAUGGGUACUGCCAACAACGUUUCGCUCAGUUGCCCUCUGAGGCCUGGGAUGGUGAGCUGGCAUCUCUCGGCAAAAAGCUGCAGCUCCACCGAGUCCAGAGCGCCAUCUGGUUGAACGAUGGGGAGGUGUUCCUGCGGAAGCAGAGGCAAAGGCGAGUCCACUCGGCGCUGAUCCUGGUGUUCAAGAACAAAACGGACACAAAGUUUGUGAAGGUCCUCACUGACUUCCCAAAGAUGGUGGCUGUGAGUGCCUGUGCCCACGUGCAGUGGGACCCAGGGGCCCUGGAAAUCUCAACAGUCUUCUCCUACGCAGUCCCGGCCUUCAUCAACGAGUUCCAGGUGCGCGGCUUUGUUGAUGAGGAUGGAUUUGUCCGGUUUGCCAUCAUCCUCCACGGGCACCACUCCCCGUAUCUGCCGGUCUUUCGCACCGACGGGCAGUGGCACCAUUUCUGUGUCACGUGGCAACAGCAGAAUGGGACGUGGGCCAUCCACGCAGACGGGAAGGAGAAGGCAUCUGCCACGGGGCUUUCGGCCUCCCAGGCCAUUGACGGUCAUGGGACCUUCAUUAUUGGCCAAGACCAGGACUCCCUGGGUGGGGCCUUCAAGGAGAAAGAGUCCUUUAGUGGGAACCUCACUGGCUUGCACGUUUGGUGGAAAGUCCUCAGCAGAGAGCAGAUGGAGAAAGUGCGCUCCUGCAUCACCAUUGAAGAAGGGCUUGUGUUCCGCUGGAGCAGCGACAUCCUUGAGGUAGAAGCAAGCGUUCAACAGGCCACGGUGCAGCUGAUUUGCCCAGGGCCUGUGGAGGAAUGCCGUAUGCUUCAGGUCACCCAUGGAAGCCUCACUUACGCACCCUGCCUGCAGUUGCUGCCUUUUGUCUGCCACUACAGGAAAGAUCUUUAUUUGCAGUUGAAGAAGACGCAAUCAACAUCCGUCCCGCCGCUUAUAGCUCAGGUUAACGCACGAGCAAAUACAACGGUGAUUCCUGAGAGUGUUUUCCAGGCGGACACCCGAGGAGUGGAUGUUUCAGCAGCUGCAGAUUACCUGGGAGUGGUGGAGACAGUCCUGACGGAUGUCGGACCUCCUUCUCUGGACGCAGCAUCUCUCCUGGGUGUCUUCCAGCUCUUGAGGGGAGUCUCGGACAUGGAAGUCAACCAGCCGGAGCAACUGCAGGCGUUGGAGCAGCUGGGCCGGCACUACGUGGAGAUUGCUGGGAUAAUUCUGGAGGAGCGAAACGCUGAGGAAUGGUCCGAGAUAAAGCCGAUUCUUGGUGGACCCAUGAGAGUUGUGGAAAAUGUGGACAAGAUGGCCUCCAGCCUCCAUCAGCUCCUGAGUGCAGACAGGCUGAAAGUCACCAUCCAGAGCAAGAAUGUUGGAGUCGAAGUGCGGCGCGUGGAGCUGGACAUGCUGGCGUCCGGCAGCGCUGCGUACGUGAUGCUGAACCAGCAACGAGACAAGCCUGACCAGAUCGAGGUCCCGGCAGAAGAAAUGGAGAGGCUGCGACUGAGAGGUCUGCACCAGAUCACCAUAACUAACACCUGGUACGGUUACAACUCCCUUCAGCGCCUUCUUGCUGGUGGCAAUGCUGUGUUUGAGGAUGCGGCUGUGUCGGACGGAGGCAGGAGGUACCUGAGCACCCAGGUGAGCUCCUCUAUUAUCUCCUCCACUCUGGUCAGUGACUACGAGGAAAUCAGCACCUCUGUGCAUUACCGCCUCCGGCAUCAGGUCCAGGCUCAGCCAGACCAGUUCAUCGAGCCAGUUUGUGCCUUCUGGAACUUCAGCAGAAGUCCCGAAGGAGGCGGAGGGUGGUCCACCACAGGCUGCUCUGUGGUCACCUCCCAUGUGGAGUUCACCGCCUGCUCGUGCAACCACACCACCAACUUUGCGGUGCUGCUGCAGGUCUACGACGUGCAGAGGAGUGCUGAGGAGGAAUCGACCCUGAAGACCUUGACCUUCGUUGGCUGUGGCGUCUCGUUCUGUGCCCUGAUCGUCACCUUUGUCCUCUUCCUGGCGGUCGGCGUCCCCAAGAGCGAGCGGACCACCGUGCACAAGAACCUGAUCUUUGCGCUGGCGGCUGCAGAAGCAUUGCUCAUGUUCAGUGAAUUGGCCAAAACGAACCAGGGAGUGUGUUUUGCCGUCACGGCCUUCCUGCACCUCUUCUUCAUGGCCGCGUUUGCCUGGAUGCUGGUGGAGGGUCUCCUCUUGUGGAGCAAAGUGGUGGCUGUAAACAUGAGCGAGGAUCGGCGGAUGCGAUUUUACUACGUGACUGGAUGGGGGCUCCCUGUGGUUAUCGUUGGCGUGACCUUGGCCACAUCGUUCAACAAAUACGUGGCAGACAAUCACUGCUGGCUGAACGUGCAGACGGACAUCAUCUGGGCUUUCGUUGGGCCUGUCCUCUUUGUCCUGACGGUGAACACCUUUGUGCUUUUCCGGGUGGUGAUGGUGACUGUUUCGAGUGCACGGCGGCGGUCGAGGAUGCUAACUCCCAACAGCAGCUUGGAAAAGCAGAUCGGCAUCCAGAUCUGGGCGACUGCCAAGCCGGUCCUGGUGCUGUUGCCUGUUCUCGGUCUCACGUGGGUGUGUGGCGUUCUUGUGCACCUCAGCAUUACCUGGGCCUACAUCUUCAUUGUGCUGAACUCCCUUCAGGGUCUCUAUAUUUUCCUGGUCUAUGCCAUCUACAACAGCGAGGUGCGAAACGCCAUCCAGCGUAUGAAGGAGAAGAAGAAAGCACUCUCUUUCACGAAUUGCUCUCACCCCAUCAAUUAUCUGUCAAGUCCAAGAAACACAUCCUGGGAGGUGGGUAAGUUCAACCCUUCCACUCCAGAGAAUACGGCCUCUCCCUCCAUAGAGAAGGACUCUUCAACAAAGAACAGCAGUGGCAAGGGGAACUUCAGUGCCAAAAUUCCAAUGGGACUUUCCUCAAUUAUGUCACCAGAGAGACCGGCUGUACAACUGACUGCAUUCAAAUCAUCAGGUUUGUGAGAAGAACUGCUCUAGGUGACCUGUUCUUCCACCAGCAAC